This is a messenger RNA of Macrosteles quadrilineatus (aster leafhopper), 1494 nucleotides long. RefSeq lists its product as uncharacterized. The record is from RefSeq and is a predicted model, not a curated record. The transcript is spliced from 9 exons. The coding region runs from base 16 to 1341 and encodes 441 amino acids. Lineage: Eukaryota; Metazoa; Arthropoda; Insecta; Hemiptera; Cicadellidae.
AGUUAUUCAAAUCAGAUGAGUUUCAAGCAAACACGAGGCAUGUCACAUCCUUUGUUAAAUUAUUUAGCCAAGAAAAAUGGCAAUACAAAUGGCGAGUACGAAGAGGCUGCUGACGUCUUUGAUGAUUUAUCACAAAGAUUGAAAAUCACAAUUUCUUUGCCGAAUGUUGAUAUUACAAGAGUUACAAUUGUUCAUAACAAUUACCUCGAGGGAAUGUACGAGCUAAAAAAAAUGGAGUACAAAUCCAGAUAUGGUUCCGUUCAAGAGGUAACCCUUGUCCACUCAACCAGCGCUUAUAAUGUAACAUCUAUCAUUAAAGAUAACUUGGACUGGCGACGCGUUACAAGAAACAAAUACGGCAAAGGAGUUAGCUUCUCUGACGAUGCUGACUACGCUAACUUCCAUUCCAACCGCGGCAAUGGUGAAAAAAGAGCGUUUAUUGUAGCAAAAGUGCUGGUAUCAACAAAACUCAUUGGGCAUGGCUCAAUGGUAAUUCCUCCUCUAAAUGUUGACACCUCAAUCUCAAAUACUGGGAAGGUAUAUGUUAAGUACUCUGACAAUGAGUUUUUGAUUAAAUACAUCGUCUACUACAAUGCUCCUGAUAGAACCAAAAGCAAGCACUACCGACGACCACGACACCACUUCUUGCUUUGCCUUAAUGAUUUAAGAGACAGCAACUUUGUUUCUCUUCAGGGUUCAGAGAGAGUUAUUCUUUUAAUAGGAAUAAUGCAUCCUUUGUUGGAAUAUUUAUCUAGAAAGAACAAAAACACAAAUGGUGUGUAUGAAGAGGAUGCUAGCCCAAUUGAAGAAAACCUUGCAACAUCGAGCAUUUUACCUACUUUACCAGCAGUUUGUAUAACCAGAGUAACAACUGUCCAUAACAAUUAUCUCCACGGAAUGUACGAGCUUAAAAAAUUAGAGUACGAAUCCAGAUAUGGUUCAGUUCAAGAGUUAACCCUUGUCCACUCAACCAGCGCUCUGAAGGUACCGUCAAUCAUUAAAACCAACUUGGACUGGCGACGUGUUACAAGAAACAAAUAUGGCAAAGGAGUUAGCUUCUCUAACGAUGCCAACUACGGUAACUUCCAUUCUAACCGCUGCAAUGGUGAAAAAAGAGCGUUUAUCAUAGCAAAAGUGCUGAUAUCAAGAAAAGACUAUGGAUAUGACUUUGUGGUAAUUCCUCUUCCAAAUGUUGACACCUCAAUCUCAAGUAGUGAAAAUGUAUAUGUUAAGUACUCUGACAAUGAGUUUUUGAUUAAAUACAUCGUCUACUACGAUGCUCCUGAUAGAACUAAAAGUAAGCACUACCGAAUACCAAAACCACGAUUCUUGCUUUGGUGAAAGGGUUGCAAUUUUAUAAGAGAAUUAAUUACUCUAUUUUUUUUCCAAAUUUAAAAUUUCAACUACAAAUGAUAUUCCAAUAAACGAUUAAUUCUCUUUGAUAUUAAUGUGGUCCAUCAUUACUCUUUUUAUGUAUAACAAUACUCUUUAUAA